Molecule: messenger RNA, 879 nt
Organism: Dreissena polymorpha
Lineage: Eukaryota; Metazoa; Mollusca; Bivalvia; Myida; Dreissenidae
Product: protein PFC0760c-like
Exons: 3
Coding region: 1-879 (292 amino acids)
Source: RefSeq, a predicted model, not a curated record
AUGGAUUAUGUUGAUGAUUACGAUAAUGACAAGGAAGAGGGUACUGAUAAACAUUGUGAUAAUGACGUUAAUGAGAAGGAGGAACAUUAUAACUACGUUGAUGAUGGUGAUAAUGAUAAGGGAGAGGGUAUUGAUGAUCAUGUUGAUAAUGAUAAGGGAGGUAAUAAUUAUGAUCAUGUUGAUAAUGAUAAGGGAGAGGGUAUUGAUGAUCAUGUUGAUAAUGAUAUGAGAGAGGGCACUGAUGAUCAUGUUGAUAAUGAUAAGGGAGAGGGUACUGAUGAUAAUGUUGAUAAUGAUAAGGAAGAUGGUAUCGAUGAUCAUGUGGAUAAUGAUAAGGAAGUGGGUACAGAUGAUCAUGUUGUAAAUGAUUAUGGAUGGGGCUCUAAUGAUUAUGUUGAUAAUGAUCAGGGAAAGGGCGCGGUUGAUCAUGUUCAUUAUGAUAAGAAAGAGAGUACUGAUGAUUAUGUGGAUAAUGAUAAGGGAGAGGAAGAGGGUACUGAUGAUCAUGUUGAUAAUGAUAAGGGAGAGGGUACAGAUGAUUAUGUUGAUAAUGAUAAGGUAGAUGACACUGAUAAUAAUAUUGAUUAUGAUAUGGGAGAGGGUACUGAUGAUCAUGUUAAUAACGAUAAGGGAGAGGGUACCGAUGAUCAUGUUGAUAAUGAUAGGUGGGGUACUGAUGAUUAUGUUGAUAAUGAUAAGGGAAAGGGUGCCGAUGAUCAUGGUGACAAUGAUAAGGGAGCGGGUACUGAUUUUCAUGUUGAUAAUGGUACGGGAGAGGAUACUGAUGACCAUGUUGAUAAUGAUACGGGAGAGGGAACUGAUGAUCAUGUUAAUAAUGAUAAGGGAGAGGGUGCCGAUGAUCAUGUUGAUAAUGAUUAG